AUAACACUAAUUCAAUCCCACCGAUUCUCUUUGCCUUCACUACCCAGCCUGCACUACCCAGCUACCUCUCCCGUUCAUUCUUCUUCUUCUUCAGCCGACCCCACGCUCCCGGCUCCCCCUUCUCAAAUCCUCCUCCUCCUCAUUCGUAGCCACCUACCCUCUAAAGCCACUUCCAGUCCAUUUCCUACCCAUCUUUAUAGCACUUUCAGCUUUAGGAGAUGGCCAUGUUCUUCCUCUUCAGAGAACUUUUUAUUCCCUGCAGGUAGUUCAUUCUGUUUGAUUAUAUUCACAAAUGGGUCCUCUAAUUUACUAUAGCCUUCUCAAGAUUCAUGUACAAAUGUACAAUUACCAUUUGUAAAAAGCGAAAUGCUAAAACCGAUGCUGGCUUGCGGCAAAAUCUACAUCUCCGAGAGCAGAAACAGAGCCGCGCUCGAAUCGAUUGAAAGAGCGGCCAAGCUUUUCCCAGGGGUCGCCAUUAUCAAUAAGUUCGAAGAUGAGAUUUACAAUAGAGUCGGGUACACAAUCGUCUCUAAAUUGGUUCGUCGAGGCCAGCCGAUUAAGCAACAAUGUCCAUUAAAGAACGCGAUUCUGGAGAUGAUCAGAACUGCUUUGGACACCAUUGACCUUCAAUUGCAUUCUGGGAAUCAUCCUAGGGUUGGUAUUGUUGACCACAUCUGCUUUCACCCAUUGGCUUCCACUGCUUUAGAAGAUGUUGCUGGAACUGCUAAAUCUUUGGCAGCUGAUGUUGGCUCAAGUCUUCAAGUUCCAACCUUUUUAUAUGGAGCAGCGCAUGGAGAGGGGAGGUCUCUUGAUUCAAUCAGACGAGAGUUGGGAUAUUUUAGCCCUAAUGCCCACGGGAACCAGUGGGUAGGUGGGAUGAUUUCAGAUACGUUGCUCGUGAAGCCAGAUGAAGGUCCGAAUCAAGCAGUUCAAUCCAAAGGCAUUAUUGUGAUUGGAGCCACCGGGUGGGUGGAUAACUACAAUAUUCCUGUCUUCUCCAAUGACAUCAAUGUUGUUCGUAGAAUUGCAAAGCGGGCCAGCGGCAGAGGAGGCGGGCUGACAUCGGUGCAAUCUAUGGCACUUUGUCAUACAGAAGGUGUCAUUGAGGUGGCUUGCAACUUGCUGGAACCAAACAAAGUUAAUGGCAUUCAGGUUCAACUGGAAGUUGAAAGACUUGCCAAAGAAGAGGGCGUGUGUGUAGGCAAUGGGUAUUAUACUGAUCUUCCACAGGAAAGCAUAGUAGAUAGUUACUUGAAAUUGGUAUAAGAUAUACGUAGUACUGUCUUUCUCUUCAAACUUCAAUAUAUUCUUUUCGAACCUAUUAUUUGGGGUGUUUGGAAAAUGACGUUUCAUCCAAAAAUGACAAUUUUACCCCUUUUAGUUUGAAAACGUUGUUUGAUAAAUAGUUGUUACUUGUUAGGCCCUAGCAUUUUUAAACAAAACCGUUGAAAUGAAAACGUUGCAAGUAUGAGAGUUUUGGGUUAGCGUUUUGAAAUAUGUUGUUUUUUUAC
Molecule: messenger RNA, 1511 nt
Organism: Cuscuta europaea
Lineage: Eukaryota; Viridiplantae; Streptophyta; Magnoliopsida; Solanales; Convolvulaceae
Source: the annotation of a GenBank genome assembly